Leptinotarsa decemlineata (Colorado potato beetle) is the source of this 988-nucleotide messenger RNA. RefSeq lists its product as uncharacterized. The record is from RefSeq and is a predicted model, not a curated record. Lineage: Eukaryota; Metazoa; Arthropoda; Insecta; Coleoptera; Chrysomelidae.
GUGUAGUCGCCAAGUAAUCUAAAAAUAUGCCUCUCUCUAAAGAAUUUCUCAUCAACAUCGUACUUUCUAGUAAGUUUCCUCACUCUCAUCAUAAUGGCUGAAUCACAGGUGGUAAAUUCUAGCGACGAGCUUUUGAAAAAAGUAGCUGACUAUGAAAAACUACUACAGCAAAAGAACCAAGAAAUCGAAAACUACAAAAAACGGAUAGCAGCUAUGGAAACCGAAGUAGCUCAAGCCCAGAACAUGAAAGUGCAGCGAGCCAAAGAAAACGAGGAAGUAAACGCACUCAAAGUGGAAUCCGAACAAACUCUUACCAAAGCAAAAAGCAUCAUCUUUGAACGUACGAAGGUCAUAAAAAACCAGGAACUCCAAAUAGAGGCCUACAGUCAGCAGAUCGAGUCCCUCAAAGAUGUGGUCCGCAUAACGAAAGAUUUAUUAGAGAUCCGGAACUUGGAAGUGAAACAGCUUGAGAACAAAAUUAAUUGCAUGGAAGAGAGAAUCGGGGCAGAGAGAGAACGUCAGGACCUAAUGCAUAAGAAGCUGGAGACAAUGAUCAGACACAAUGGGGAGUUGAAAAGAGAGUACGAGGCUCAGUUGUGUCUGUUCACAGCUCUACGGGAGAGGUAUAGUGAGAGAGAGCUGGCAAGAGACGUUGUGGAGAAUAUGAAGGCUAACAAGGCUCCUGAGGUGACAGCACCUAUUGUUAAUGGAGUUGAAGAAAGCACAAGUAAUUUAGAAAAUAACGACAAGUCUGAGCCCAUAAUAGAAUGUGAGAAACAAAACAGCUCAGAAUUGGAACAGCCGUCUGGAACAGAAAAUGAGGCAACAGAAACCCCAAACUCCAUGGAGACUGUCUCUAACACUGUUGCAAGCGACACCAGCCCAGAAAAUGUUGAAAAACAGUAGAGUAGAUGUGGUUGUGAAUAAUCUAUCAAAGUUUCAUUUUAUGACGGGAUAUUCACAUUAAAUAAAUUUCUGUUUACUUUGA